CAUUGAUUUUGAGAUGGCUUCUUCUCACUUAGUUUUGGUACUUCAGCCAGUUCUACAUGUGAUGGAACGUCUGUAGCUUCACUAUUGUGAUUAAUAACAUCAAAGCUGGACGAUCUGACAUCUGCUGAAACCUGAACGUGGUUUGGAUAGGUUCUGCAAGGCUCGAUCUAUUGUUACACAUCAGGACGUUGUGAGAUUUGCCUUCAGGAUUUGCGGGAACCAAAGUUUCUUCUGGAAUGAAACCCUAGUUGUACGAUUUUUCCCUCUGUGAUUGCUGUACCAGAGCUUUGCCAAAAUUUUAAGGAUCCAAAUCCACCUAACGCACCUCUGCCUCCACAAAUCUGUAUCAAGCAUCUUCAGGUUCUGUAGCCGUCACACCGCCUGACGUCUCAGUGUGACCCUUGGAUCCUGUUGGGUUGGUACCAUGUCUGUUGAAACGUGCCCCCUCAGCGGGGCUCAGAUCGCUCUGUGUAGACUCGUGCAUUGUGGUGCGAGACCUCAGGUCACUCUGAGACCCCUGAGGACUGAGCUGCAGCUGUAUGUGGAAAAGAUCCGGGCCAAACAAAAACAAAGGAUGGAGGCGUCAUGUCUGGAGCUGGCGCUGGAAGGCGAGCGGCUGUGUAAAGCCGGAGAUUUUAAAGGUGGAACAACGUUCUUCGAGGCUGCAGUUCAGGUCGGAACCGAAGACCUGAAGACCCUCAGUGCCAUUUAUAGCCAGCUGGGAAACGCCUACUUCUACCUCAAGGAGUACGGAAAAGCUCUGGAGUACCACCGGCAUGAUCUCACGCUGGCCAGGACGAUCGGAGACCGAAUCGGAGAGGCUAAAGCCAGCGGGAACCUGGGAAACACCCUGAAGGUGCUCGGACGUUACGAUGAGGCGGUCGUGUGCUGCCAAAGACACCUCGACAUCUCACAAGAGCAAGGAGACAAGGUGGGCGAGGCUCGAGCUCUGUACAACAUUGGGAACGUGUUUCAUGCUAAAGGGAAGCAGCAGUUGUGGGGAUGUUCACAGGAACCUGGAGACCUGCCGGCCGACGUUAGAGACACCUUACAGAGAGCUACGGCUUUCUACGAAAUGAACCUGUCAUUGGUGAAGGAACUGGGGGACCGAGCUGCCCAGGGCCGGGCAUUCGGCAACCUUGGCAACACGCAUUACCUGCUGGGUAACUUCGUCGAAGCCAUCAAAUUUCACCGGGAGAGACUCUCCAUCGCUAAAGAGUUUGGAGAUAAAGCAGCGGAGCGGCGAGCGUACAGCAACCUGGGUAACGCUCUCAUCUUCCUCGGCCAGUUCAACCCUGCAGCCGAGUACUACAGGAAGACACUGCAGCUCUCCCGGCAGCUGAAGGACCAGGUGAUGGAGGCUCAGGCCUGUUACAGUUUGGGAAACACGUUCACGCUGCUGCAGCAGUACGAGCGCGCCAUCGACUAUCACCUCAAACACCUUCUCAUCGCCCAGGAGCUCAACGACAGGGUGGGUGAAGGACGGGCAUGCUGGAGUCUGGGAAACGCCUACGUCUCUUUAGGAAACCAUCGGCAGGCUCUGCACUACGUACGCAAACACCUCGACAUCUCCCGAGAGAUCGGCGACAGGAACGGGGAGCUGACGGCGAGGAUGAACGUGGAGCAGCUGAUGGAGACCCUGGAUGUAAAGGACGGAGAUCUGUCUCCAUGUGGAUCGGAGUUUGAGAUGCAGGGAGCGAGGCCAAAGUUCACGAAGAGGAACAGCAUGGACAGCGUGGACCUCUGGAAGUACAAUUCUGAAAAGAAUGAAGAUGGACAGGACUCGGACAGCGUGUCCCGGAGAUCUAGACUCUCUCAGUCGAGCCGGAGGAAGAAGUACGCGGAGAGUCAGUCAUCGGAAGACAGACAGUGGAUGGAUUCACCUGUAGAUACAGAUGAUAUCACCGUACAGGUAACACCACAGAAGCUGGGUCGCGACCCCUCUGAUGAGGACUGCUUCUUCGACCUGCUUAGUAAGUUUCAGAGCAGCCGCAUGGACGAUCAGCGCUGCCAUCUCGAUGAGGGUGCGAACGGGGAGGACACGCACAGCGACGACGCUGCAGACGACGCUGUAAACGACAUGAUCGACGCCGGCCUCCUGGCCUCCCCUCAGACGGAGGAACUGUUCGAUCUGAUCGCCAGCACUCAGAGUCGGAGGCUGGACGAUCAGCGGGUGAGCGCGGGCAACCUGCCGGGACUCCGGAUCACCCACAAUAACAUGGGGCACCUGUGCAGCGACGCCGAGCCUCAGGAGCCCAGCGACGACUUCUUCAACAUGCUCAUCAAGUGCCAGUCCUCCAGGAUAGACGAUCAGCGGUGCUCUCCCCCCGAGGAAGGUCCGCACGCCCCCACCGUACCGGACGAGGAUUUCUUCAGCCUGAUCCAGAGGGUUCAGGCCAAGCGGAUGGACGAGCAGCGGGUCCAGCUUCCCUCGGAAAACCAAUCCGACAACGAGGACGGCGCCGGAGACUCCAGCUAACCGGGACGCGGCACGGGAAUGAGAAAUAAACCUAAAACACGAGCGCGCGCCUCCAGCGAGGUGCAUUCAUGUCCAAACAGACCUUUAAAGAUUCGGUUCAGAACUGGGUUCAGGGUCCCUUAUAUGGCUCGGUCAGACGUGCACCACUUCUGCGCCGGUGUCGUAGUGGGGGAGAGCUAUCGAUGAACCGAGACCGGUCCCAUAAUUCCAGAUUAAAGGGCUUUAACAUUUCGGGACUCAUUAACGCCACACAGAGUGCAGCAGUGUUUUCAUUCAUACGCCGGGGCGCUUUCACACAGUGUUUGGUAGCUGCUAUCUGUACCACGUCAGAUAAAACCAACCACAUUUCAACCUUUUAUUGUAUUGAAAAUAUUGGAUAUUAUUUCUGUGACCACAUUGUAAAAAACAUUCAGAAUACGUUCUUUAAAGCUAAUUUUUAUUAUUAUUAUUAUAUUGUGAUGUAUUUAUCACAACGGUGGAAAACUGACUGACAUGGUGAACAUCGACUGUGAAAAAUAAUGAACAUUUUAAUGUAAAUUUACAGUUUUAAGGCUAAUCAGUUGAUAUAAAAUGGUAAAUAAGCUCAGAACAGAACACUUCUAUACUGGGAAACGUCCGGUCUGUGCAAAUGGGCCGGUCUGUGAACACAGAGGCAUAUAUUACAGGUUCAUGAUGCUGGUCCGGUACUAGGAUGAUGUUUUGAAUGAAAUUCUACUGUAAAUUGAGCCAAAACUAAAUCGGUGGAUUGGGCGUACCAGGUUAUACAGACAGUAAUUUAUUGAAAGGUAUAAAGCAGGGCUUCCGGGCGGACGUAUACAUUAAUAUAUACUGUACAGUAGAAUUAAACACCUUCAAGAGACGUCUGUGUCAAGGCAGUUUGGGGAUUUUAUUAAUUUCUGCAGCUCCUUUGUAAUUUAAUGAAUGAAUGAAUGAAUUUUUGCAGCUCAUAUAGUUUAGUAUACCUGCACACACACUUACACUGUAUGGACAAAAGUAUUGGGACGCCCCUUCUAAUCAUUAAAUUCAUGUGUUUCAGCCACAGCGAUCGCUAACAGGUGUAAUAAAUCAGCUAUAAAAAAGAAAUCACAUGCUCCCAACUUUGCAGCAACAGGUUAGGGAACUCACACUCACCAGCUCUGGAAUGACUGAAAAACAUCAGCACUCGGCCAUACAAAUGCUGCCAUCUUUUGACUGAACGGGCACAAAUUCCCACAGUCUUGUGGGAAGCCUCCAUUUCUCAGAAGACAUGGGAUUCCCGACAAGCUCAUUAUCAGGCGUCCAAAUACUUUUGACCAUAUACUGUAUAUCGCAGUUUAACGCCACCUGGUGGUUAAAAGUGUCAAAAAAAAAAAAGAAAAAAGGACCCUCAAACGUGGAGAACUGAGCAGCACUUUGUUUGAUUUAGUUUGUUUUUUAUUAAUUAAAAAUGUUAUUAAUUAAAAAAUAUAUUAUGAUUUAUAAUAGAUGUUCGUGUCUAGUGUAGGAAUAUACCACAUCUUCACCCUCAUGGUACUAAAAAUGAACAGAAAAUGACCAAGAAACUGGAUGUAUUAAAUUUCAUGGCUAUAAUUUAUAACCAAAAUCACACCUGAUUAACAUGAUGGAUAGAUUUUAUUAACGUCACGUCCUGUAAUUAUAUAUGUUCAUUUCUUAGCAUGUUGUGAAUUAUAUAACAGUAAUUUUAUUUUGUAUUUAUUCUGUGUUGGUGGACCCGCUCGUCCACUUGCUUUUAAUAAAACGUGGAAAAAAAUGUUA
Messenger RNA from Trichomycterus rosablanca, 4234 nucleotides. It is a transcript of the gene gpsm1b, whose product is annotated as G protein signaling modulator 1b. The transcript has 14 exons. Bases 425 to 2479 code for a protein of 684 amino acids. NCBI's taxonomy places the organism in Eukaryota, Metazoa, Chordata, Actinopteri, Siluriformes, Trichomycteridae. The record is from RefSeq and is a predicted model, not a curated record. Gene Ontology annotation, molecular function: G-protein alpha-subunit binding; GDP-dissociation inhibitor activity. Gene Ontology annotation, biological process: establishment of mitotic spindle orientation. Gene Ontology annotation, cellular component: cell cortex.